Molecule: messenger RNA, 1819 nt
Organism: Andrographis paniculata
Lineage: Eukaryota; Viridiplantae; Streptophyta; Magnoliopsida; Lamiales; Acanthaceae
Exons: 14
Coding region: 62-1645 (527 amino acids)
Biological process (GO): dolichol-linked oligosaccharide biosynthetic process; glycolipid translocation
Cellular component (GO): endoplasmic reticulum membrane
Source: RefSeq, a predicted model, not a curated record
AUUUAUAAAUAUUAUAAUGAAUGAGUAAAUAUACGAAAAACAAUCGGACGACGAGAAAAUUAUGGUUUCAGAGAUGUCAAACUCGAAGCUUGGCGAUGGAAAUUCACCCGCGAAUCUGCCGCGGACAUUUAAGUACCUAUUAGCUACGCAGUUUCUGUCGAGGGGUAUUCCGUUCGUAUUCAAUUCCUGGAUUGUCAGGCACCUCUCCGAAGAAGAUUAUGCGCUCUAUGCCGUACAAUUCCAUCUGUUUGUCACUUGUGUAUUGUUUCUCAGUAGAGAAGGGUUUCGGCGAGCAUGCAUGCGAGCAGAUAUUGGAUGCGAUAGUGCUUCAGCAACAGGAGCAAAUGCAGCUAAGCUGUUGAAAGUAGCCUGGAUGACUUUUCCUUUAGGAGUACUGGUUACAGUUGCAGCAUGUUUCUUUAUAUUUUGGUGGCAAGGCCUAGAUUUUUCAAGUCCUUAUGCUCAAUCAAUCUUGAUAAAUGGUUUUGCAUGCGUAGUGGAGCUUCUGGCAGAGCCUUUUUAUAUAUUGUCUCAGUGUUUGGUUCUUUUGAGAUUGAGGCUUAUAGUGGAAGCUGUAGCCACUCUUUCACGCUGUAUAGUAACAUAUAUCCUCAUUCUGAAGCAACCUGGCUUGGAGAAAGCAAUUGUAUUUUCCCUGGCACAAGUUGCAUAUGGAGCAUCAAUUUUUGUAGGUUACUGGGGAUACUUUCUUCUGUUUAGAUUAUACAGUAUUUCUGUUCUGUUUCCAUUCAGGGUAGGAAAUAUAAUGAAUUAUGAUCAACCUCUUGCGAACAUGUGUGUGAUUUUCACCCUCCAGUCUUUCCGGAAGUUAAUACUUCAGGAAGGUGAAAAGAUGGUUCUUGUAUGGUUGGAUACACCAUAUAACCAAGCAGUGUAUGGACUUGUAGACAAACUAGGGAGCUUAGUGGUGCGGCUAGUUUUUCUUCCCUUUGAAGAAAGCUCAUAUGCGACAUUUGCAAGGUCUGCAUCAGGAGAUAACGAAGAUAAAAAGAAGAACCUGGCAAGGAGUCUGACUGAUGCUCUGAAGCUUGUUUUGCUGAUAGGUUUGGUGGUUAUAGCAUUUGGGCCGAGCUAUUCUUAUUCCCUCAUCAGAUUACUGUAUGGUAGGAAAUGGAGUGAUGGGGAAGCUUCAGUAGCGCUCCAGUAUUAUUGCAUUUAUGUGAUAGUUUUGGCCAUGAAUGGGACAUCCGAAGCAUUUCUGCAUGCAGUUGCAUCAGAAAGUCAGCUCAAACGGUCAAAUGACUCAUUACUUAUCUUCUCAGUGAUUUACAUAAUCCUGAAUGUCUCACUCAUACGAUCAGCCGGCGCAAUUGGAUUGAUAUUAGCAAAUUCUUUGAAUAUGAUCUUAAGGGUAACCUAUUCCGCAGUUUUCAUUAGAAACUAUUUCAAGGGAUCUUUUUCCUUUAGAGCCUGCUUGCCCUCGGGCUUCGGAUAUAUACUAGUUUCAGGUAUAGCCACUUUCAUCCUUGAGAGAACACACCUGAACCGAGAUAACUUCUGGACUACCUUUGCUGUCCACUUAUCCUUUGGGUUGACAUGUUUUGUCGUUGCUGCUUUCGCAAUCUACCGGAAGGAGAAGGCGUUCAUUCGUAAAAUCAUACGUUUUCGCGAACAUUCUGACUGAAGUCACUCCCUAUCAAAGGUUCAAUGAAUUUUCCUGCCUUAGUAUCUUUACACUUACCCAAACCAUAGGACCUAUGCCUCUAACAACAGCUGCCAUCAUUUGUAGAAUGCUACUCUGAAUAUUUUGAAGUGUUACGAAAAAAAACUUGUUCUGAUUUUGGUUGGAGAAUAUUCA